CGGGCGCGGGACUUCCGGCAUUUUAUUUAUUUAUUUUUGUGGCGGUCGUUUCGACCGUUCUUGGGCCUGUGCGUACUUCACAGACUGAGUAGCGCUGGAUCGGAGCUGAGGUGACGGGCCCGAGGAGGCACGGGAGGAGUUGUCCCUGCUGCACAGAGGAGGGUCUCAGGCAUUUGGCUGCGAGGACUCUGCUGCCAGGUGUCUCUGCCCGGGUCGCCUGCCGCUCCCAGCCUUGCUCCGCCCACACAGUCCGAUGGCGGCGGCCGCGUUGAGGGACACGGCUCAGGGCUGUGUGACCUUUGAAGAUGUGGCCAUUUAUUUCUCCCGGGAGGAGUGGGGCCUCCUUGAUGAGGCUCAGAGGUUCCUGUACCAUGAUGUGAUGCUGGAGAAUUUUGCGCUUACAGCAUCCUUGGAUUAUUGGUGUGGUGCCAAGGAUGAGGAGGUACCUUCUGAGCAGAGCACUUCUGUAGAAGGAGACUCACAGAUCAGGACUCCAAAGGCAGGUCCAUCCACCCAGAAGACUCACCCCUGUGAGAAGUAUGUCCCAGGCUUAAAAGACAUUUUGUACCUGACUGAGCUCCAAGCACCAUAUCCUGGGCAGGAGCCAUACUUAGAUGGGGCAUCCAGAGGCUUCUCGUUCAGUGAAAACAUUCACCAGCACCAAAAGCAUGGCAGUGGAGAGAAAAUCUUCAAAAUGGAUGUGUACAGGGCCUCGUGUGUGACAAGCUGCAGAUUCCAUGUGUCAGGGAAGCCAUUCGCCUGUGGGGAGGAUGGAAAGGACUUUCUAGCUACCUCGGGCCUUCUCCAGCAUCAGGCCACUCCCAAUGGUGAGAAGCCACACAGCACCAUCAAGUGUGGGGAGCCCUUUAAUGGUGGAAAAAGUCAUGACAAGUGGAUUGAAAGCAGGAGAGUUUUCAGCAACACACACCCACUUCCCCACCAGAGAGCCUGUACUGGAGAAGGGCUUGCUAAGUGUAGCAAAUGUGGGAAAACCUUCAGCUGCAAAUACAGACUUGUUCAGCAUCAGCAAACUCAGAUUGGAAAAAGGAUUUAUGAGUGUGGUGAAUGUGGGAAAUUCUUUAGCCGUAAAACCCACCUCAUUCGACACUGGAGAGUUCACACUGGAACAAAGCCCUAUAAGUGCAUUGAAUGUGGGAGAUCUUUUAGCCAGAAAUCUGACCUCAUUCAACAUCAAAGAAUUCACACUGGAGAAAGGCCUUAUGAGUGCAGUGAAUGCGGAAAAUCCUUUAUCCAGAAAUCCAUUCUCAUUAAACACCAGAGAGUUCACACUAAUGAAAGGCCAUAUAAAUGCAGUGAGUGUGGGAAAUCGUUUAGCCAAAGUUCUGGCCUCCUGCGACAUAAGAGAGCGCACACUAGAGCAAGGCCUUAUGAGUGCACUGAAUGUGGGAAAUCAUUUAGCUGUAAAACUCACCUCAUUCGACACUGGAGAGUUCACACUGGAGAAAGGCCUUACGAGUGCAAUGAAUGUGGGAAGUCUUUUAGUGAGAAAUCUGUCCUCAUUCAACACCAAAGAGUUCACACUGGAGAAAGGCCUUAUGAGUGCAGUGAUUGUGGGAAAUCCUUUACCCAGAAAUCUGUUUUCAUUCAGCACCAAAGAGUUCACACUGGAGAAAGGCCUCAUGAAUGUAGUGAAUGUGGGAAAUUCUUUAGCCGCAAAACCCACCUCAUUCGACACUGGACAGUUCACACUGGAGCAAAGCCUUAUGAAUGCAGUGAAUGUGGGAGAUCUUUUAGCCAGAGCUCUGGCCUCCUUCGACAUAGGCGAACUCAAUGCAGUGAAUGUGGAAAAUUGUUUAGCUGCAAAUCUGACCUUAGUCAACACCAAAGAGUUCACACUGGAGAAAGGCCUUAGGUACACAGAGAAUGUGCUCUUUCUUUAGUAUAACGGCUUUGGAGGAAAGACUCUGUGAGGAGCUGUCUCUUUGAAUUGACUCAUAUAUCCAGACAUCCACAAACUAGAGAUUAUCCAUAAGUUUCGGUGAUGGGGGAAGCAUGUUUAACCUGUCCUGGGACCCUUGCCAAAUUUAUGUCACUAGCAAUUUCUGGCAAAAGCCAUUUCACCUCUACCACCUGGCAGGUCCACACAGCAUGUAUCAGCCACCACCCUAACCAGCUCAAGGAAGCGCACCUCUGCUCUCCCAUUUGUUGGAGGAAAUCCUGAGUGUCCUGAGCCUUUCUCUCUGACAAGUUAGGGCAUGGACCUGACACUAUGCUGGCCCAGAGAACUCCUGAGUUCUGCUGGUGGCUUGCAGAGAAGGAUUACCUUUUUCAGGGACAUAGUUGGUCUUAGGUAGUGCUUGUGAUGAAGUUUUUCAACUUCCAAGUUACCAAAUCAGAAACUUCCUGUUGCACAUUUUUCUGGUUUGUGCCAUAAUAAGGGCCUUUUUGUUUAAGUACCUUUAGUCUUGGAAUCUCUAUUCACUAUGUGGGUAGUUUGAAAGCACAAUAGGACUCUGCCAACUUGAAGGGGAAACAAAUUUUGUGAGGAUCCAAACUAUGCCUCAGAGGGGACAGUAGGAUGGCUGUUCUCCAGUUUGGCCUAGUUUGCGUUUCUGCCAGAGCCUCCUUGGAAAGACUGCUUUGUGGUCAUUCUUAAAAUGUUGCCUGGGGCCGGCCAAGUGGCGCGUUGGUUAGGAGUUGGCUUGGGACACCAACUCUGAGCAGGAGUGCCCCAGUUCAGA
Messenger RNA from Hipposideros armiger (great roundleaf bat), 2702 nucleotides. Its product is annotated as zinc finger protein 551-like. The record is from RefSeq and is a predicted model, not a curated record. Lineage: Eukaryota; Metazoa; Chordata; Mammalia; Chiroptera; Hipposideridae. Gene Ontology annotation, biological process: regulation of DNA-templated transcription.